Molecule: messenger RNA, 7671 nt
Organism: Nematostella vectensis (starlet sea anemone)
Lineage: Eukaryota; Metazoa; Cnidaria; Anthozoa; Actiniaria; Edwardsiidae
Product: structural maintenance of chromosomes flexible hinge domain-containing protein 1-like
Exons: 34
Coding region: 119-6025 (1968 amino acids)
Biological process (GO): double-strand break repair
Source: RefSeq, a predicted model, not a curated record
UGCUGUCACACACUCCUACAACAAACCGCAACCGUCCAAAAAAGGUCUGAUAUGAAGUGCUGCAACGAAAACCAUGUUAAUCCGGAAACAAGGUUGAUCUAAGGUUGUGUAAGGUAGAAUGGCUAGUGUUGACGUUGUCCUGUCAUGUGGGACUCAGGACAAAAAACUGAAAAUUCCCAAAGCAUGUACAUUCAAGAGCUUCAGAAAGAAAGUCCAAGAUGAGUUCCCACAUCUGCCUAAGACAUUUAGCAUAGCUGAUAGCGACUUUACUGAAGUUACAUCUGACAGCUUCAGAGAGAUUCUUGAUGGCCGGGUAGAAACGUGGUUUUUGGUCCGUGCAAACAGGACAGAAGAGUUCACUUUGAAGAAGCCACGUUACGAACUGUUACGAUAUGACGUCCAUCCUAAUGCCCUGACGCAAAGUGGCAAUUACCACUUUGUCUCCAGUUACCAGGCCUUCUGUGAGUUCAUCGACAACAGCAUACAGGCCACCAACAACAACCACGAGAGAGACCUUGAGAGGAAUAUAAAGUUGCAGAUCCAUUCGAAAGAUAGGGUUGCCGUAGUUUUCGACAAUGGCCAGGGGAUGUUUUACGAGGGCCUCAAGGCCUUCGCUACGUAUUUCCUGUCGCAGGCCGACAGGGGCCUAGAGCCUGACCAGGUGGACCAGACCCCUGCAUUCCUAGACGGAAUGAUCUCCAAGUUUGGAGUGGGAGCCACGCAGGCAGGGUUCUACCUCGGUGACCGUAUCAAGGUGGUAACUAAAAGGGUAGAGUGUCCAUAUGUAACGGAGAUCACGAUAUCAAAGGAGAAGCUCCACCAGCGAGCAGAUGAGGGUAAACCUGUGUUCGAGGACUACAGAUGCAUCCGAAACACGGGCGAUACGUCUACCCUAGAGUUGGACGAGGAGCAGAGAUGCCUUAAGGAGCUGGUUGAGUCAGAGAAGAAGUUCAGUCAGUUCACUUACGUGGUGAUCACCGGUAUUAAAGACUCUCACAUGGAAUAUAUGAAAGCUGAUGGUGGCCGACACCUUACUCGCAGCUUGGCGCAUGUGUAUCACUUCUACUUGUGGGGCGAGACUGGCUGUAGUGGUAACAUGAGGUUGCCUUCAUCCUCCAGGCUAAUGGUGGACGUGGGUGACACAUGUUUCAGGAAGGUCGACAUCGAAGUGCUCUUUGGAGAUGGGCGCAACACACGCUCCGUUGCAUUGCGUGACAUCACAGAUGAUUUAGAGUCACGCUACCAAAAUAACGCAAAGGAGUGGUUUCCUUUCAAGCUGACGCUUAAAGUUCCUGGUCUUGAAAUGCCGCAAAUAGUGCAGGGUGUGGUGAUGUACUACCCACACGAGUCGGGCCAGGAGACGAACCCUCGAGAGCUGGACGAGGACGGAGAGUCGGAGCCCAUAUUCGAGUGUUUCUGGCAGGGACGACUGGCGCCUUUAUCUUACGUGCAUAGGCUAGAAUUCUGCUCACCGCCCAUGCAACGGACCAAGAAGCAACGUGAUGUCUUACCAGACAUGUGCUAUCGCCGCCUAAAGGGCAUCUUAUUCUUCAACCGUCACACGCCCAUUUCCAACAACAAGCUGAAGAUAUUACUUGAUGAGCGCAAGGACCUAUCCAGCGCGCUAGAAGACGCGACGGCUGAUCGCCGCCUCCCAAAAGAGUUCAACGCCUGGCUAGAAAGCUGCCAUAAGCACUUAGAUAAAGAGGUGGUUUUUGAGGGCCUUGUGCCAGGGCAGCCAGGAAGUGACGUCGAUGGCGAAACCUACUACAAAACGAUCCGUUUGACCACAUGUGACGCUGAAGGAAACAGCAGAGAGCAGCGCUACACUCAAGGAGACAUAGUCAAGCUGAAUACCAAGCCUCUCAUCUAUGGGCGCGUCCUCUACUUUACACAGGCAGCCCGCAAACAUGACUAUGACAAGGUGGUGGUUAUCAGGCAGCCGGAGGAGGUUUACCAUGACCAGCAAGAGGAAAAACCCAUUUCUCGCAUUGUUGACAUUCCAGAUUCAAACACACUAAAAAAGGUCUUCAGCUCCGAGAAACAGAUGCUUCCUAAAUCUGUGCGUGUGUGUAAGGAUACACAAGGUAACGAUGUGCUGAGUAAGAUGACAUGGAUUGCCGGAGAGAAUCAUCGGGAUUACGCUGGCACAUGGGUUAAGGUGUUCAGUGGGGAGCGGCCACCGCGGCCCAUUGUGGCUGUGCACAACAAAAAGAUCAGCAUAAAACAGAUCGUGGAGGGACCAGAGAUCCACGCACCUAUUCAAAAUGACGUGGCAAUCGAGGGGGAAAGGUUUGGUUUCAAGCCGUUCUGGCUUGGAAAGGCUGGGCACUACGUGUUACGUUACGUCGCGGUGAUGAAUGAACAAGAGCUGUGCUCUGCUAAGGUCGAUAUCGAGGUCCAAGCGAACGUCGCGACGUUUGUGCGGUUGGACGAACCAGGGGAGAGAGAGACGCCGGUGAUCGCGCUAGGGGAGCCUGAACUUAUGUUUAAAUUGCACUUUCGCGAUGAGUGGGAUAACCCCACGGCUCGCUUCGUGUCGGGUGACAAUGUAAAGCUAGAGAUUUCAACGAGUAACCUAUCUAUCAAGGGAACGAAGGACUGUUACAAGCCCAAUCGUAAUGGUGACCUGGAGGUGAAAGGCUUGAUCCUGGAGCCCAAGAAAGGCACCAAGGGACCCGUCAACCGCGAGCAUGCAAUACGAGUCAAUGCGAUUGAUGUGGGUGACGUCAUCUUCCAAGUUCGCCUUAAGGAGGGGUCUCCGCAGUCGCUGAAACUACCCGAAUUCGACACGCUGGAAGUGAAAAAUUUGGAAGAAUUCCCGGAAUUCACUGUACAGCUGCUGGACAGCUGGGGACAAAAUUGCGGGCUCGUGGAGAAAAAACACAGGCUUCGCGCAGACUCAGAAGCGUUUGCGCCAGGACUUCACAUCUGCGGGGUGGACCAGGGCUUUGGGACAUUUCAGCCAAUCAAAAUUCUGGUCUCCAGUGGUAGGGCGCCUUGCUCAGUGAAAGUUAAGAUCUCAUUGGUUACCGUGGAGACAGUGCGGAGGAAACAGGUGAUUGGUGAGGUUCUCAAAGAGCUGAGCCAGUUCACUGUCAAAGUACUUCCCAGCGGUCUUCCGCAUCGAAUCAAGAUUUUACAUGGAGACGAGGCCAAAAAGGGUAUGCGUAACGGCACAGCCAAUGGUAGAAAUGGGUUACGGGAUCACUCGGGGGAUACGGGACGUGAGUGCCUUGAGUUAUCUGCGCCCGCUGGCUCCAUGCUGACAGGACUGCGGUUAUGUGCGUUUGACGAGAGUGGACGGCAGUUAAGUGAAGAGGAACUGAGGGAGACUGGGCCCCAGGUUUCUACAAGCUGGAGUGGAGAGGUCCCGGUGAAAAAUCUUCCGGAUCUUCCCAGCUGCCCCGUAGCCCAACUCGUGCAAAGCACAUUUGUGGGUAACGUCACGUGUUUAUGCCGUGACGUCACGUGUCAAUCCCAAAUAAGGAUUCAUCCUGUUGAAGGUGAAGCUUGCAAAUGGUCAAUUCAUGCGGACACCAACACGGUAGAGAUUGAGUGCGGUGCCAAAAAGGAGCUGGCCACCAGUAGUCUGCGCGUGCGCACUCUCGACAAAUACAACAACCCGACAGAGUGCCCACGUGACCUAACACCUAUAGUCUCCUUGCACAGCUCCAGGCAGAGCGAGUCUUCAUCUGUUGAAUUCAGUGGCGAGUUGUCUUAUAAAUCGUCCACAAAAGAGUUUAUUUUCUCUAACGAUGCGGUGCUGACUGGGAAACCAGGAUAUGUUACAAUGACCGUGUGCGACAAGGACAGUACUCUAACCAAGGACUCCAUCAGAAUCAACUUGAAACCAGGUCCUCCUCAUCAUAUAGAACUUUGGAGCCAAGCAUUUGAGUCAGAGGAACAGCAACAAGAGCAAGCGCUAAGAGUAUUCUCGGGGUGUACCGUCCAGAGUCAAAUACAUGCGUAUGUAUGCGACCAAGCCGGGAACAAGACGCCACUUAAAACCUCUCUAAGUCUGUCAUGGCAGCCCGGGUCCGCCGGACAGACGGUCACCAAGAAGACACGUGAUUCUGGGGAGGCCAUCUUCGUGUCUAAUGCACUCCGGUGUUCUGGCAAGCCAGACCACGAGGUGAAGAUAAAAAUCCACAGCUCUGAUCAUCGCCAACUGCAGGCCGCAUUCGUGCGGGUCAAUGUAGAGAAGAGUAACCGGGUAACUGCAGUAUUAGUAUCAGUCGAGGACGAUGGUUGUAUCGCAGGAAAUAACUACCCCACACUUAAGAUCACAUGCCAAACGGAGGACAAUGUCCCAGUGGACGCGCGGGACCAUUUAUCCCUCGAAGUACGCAAGCCAGAUGGGAACGUUAUAAACGGGUCAACAGUGUACCGGAAGCCCACGCAGAACAAUGAAGGCGUGGUCAGCUUCCUUCCCCAUGGGGGGAGGUAUGUGGAGCAGGCGGGGCAAUGGAGUGUCUGUUGCCUGUUCACCGAGUAUCGAAGCCGCUUGGAGGCCAUGCUACCCUCCUCGGAGCAUCUUGUUCGUAGUGCAGAGGUCAAAUUUAAAGUUUUCCCAGGUCCAGCCAAAGAAUUAUCCGUUAGUCUCCCUUCUGAAGAGAGCGCCUUGCUUUCCGCCUCCAGUACUGCGGAUCUUCGCGGUCGCACCAUUCUACCGCGGCCGGGACGCGGUGAAACUGUAGAGCUCCUAAUACUCGACACAUUUGGAAACACUGCCGAUGCUUCUACCAUGGUUGACGUCACGAUAGCCUGGCCAUCCGGCCCCACCCCUCCUGAUGUGCUUUUACCAGCCCUCGAGACCUCUCCCCUCAGGAUACGAAUAGACAAUGGCAAGGCACGCCUACCUCGCCUGAGUCUCAAACCACGUGUGGGAAACUACAUCGGUGACUAUCACCUGGUAUUCACCGCCCAAGGGCUUUCGAGCUGUGUGCUCAAAUUCUCCUUUAGCACGGAUGAACACAUUCAGCGCAUCCAGACGGAGAUGGCGCCUCUCAAGCAGACCCUGAGGGAGUGCGAGACGACGCUACGAGAAGCGAGGGACAAAUGUAAUGCGAGAAGAGGAGCUGUACGCAGCAAACUCGAGCCAGUCAGGGCAUUAUUCCGUGGGGAGCCAAGCACACAGGACGUCAGCAAGCAACUUCAGUCCGUUAUGGGACAGCUUGCACAGAUGGCGGUAGCACAGAAUAGUGUCAGGCUUCCUAGUAUACCACACGGGCAUCCUCCGACGAGGAUACGGCAGUACAUUAAAGGUAUCGUCGCCGAGCUGGCCUAUGUGUCGGACCCCGACUUGUCCCGUUUAUUGUCCUGGUACCUCCAGCAUAAGAUGGGCGUGGCACUCACCAGUACCAUUCAGCAGCAGCGCAAGGUGUACGACGCCAAUUGCGCCGCCUACUGCGAGGACACGCUACUACCUUUCAACAAGAAGAACUUCGACGGAUCAGAUGGCCGGGUUCUUCCACUAGAAUUCCCUCAGCCGCCUGCAAACUUCUCCAGCUCUAUCCAAUUCGCCAUCAACUUGCUCGAGUUCUCCUCGUCCAAUGGCUACCUUCGCAGCACGCUUUUCUGGUCUUUGCUGAGCAAGACCAUGGUCAUCGAUGACUUGCGCUCAGGACAGGUUUACCGGGAACAUUUAGUGCGCAUGCGCUUUCCAUGCCCAACCAUACUGACACGUGAUGGGCACGUGAUUGCGUCUGAUGGUCUCAUGGAUCCUAAGAAACGCUGCCCGCAGAGACUGGACAAUCUGAAGUUCACUUUUGGGGCGUUACCCCCAGCAGAGCAGCCUCAUUUCAGGGAGCUCAACGAGACGCAGAGGUACCUACAAGACCUGAGCGAGGCGCUGCAAGAAUUCGACAACGACGUAGAGGUGGUCAAACAGGCAGAGGAUCGACAGAAAAGGACGCGUGCGUCUCUCACUCCGCAAAUUACUGCGCUAGAAAAACAGCUAUCCAAGCUACGCUCCCCGCCUACUAAUACAAACGAACCGCCAGAAAAACGCAAAAGAAAAUAGCUGCGCGUGCCUUUCAUUAAUAUAUUCAGACGAAACGCCAUCAAACCGCAAAAGAAAAUGGCUACGCGCGCAUGCCAUUAAUAUGUACAGGCGAAACGCCAAAAAUCGCAAAAAAGCUACGCGCAUCCCAUUAAUAUUUACAGACAAAACGCCAUAAAAUCGCAAAAAAGCUACGCGCAUCCCAUUAAUAUUUACAGACAAAACGCCAUAAAAUCGCAAAAAAGCUACGCGCAUCCCAUUAAUAUUUACAGACAAAACGCCAUAAAACCGCAAAAGAAAAUAGCCACACGCAUUCCAUUAAUAUAUAUACACCAAACGCCAUAAAACCGCAAAGAAAAUAGCUACGCGCACAGUCAUACUCAUACAGAUAAAUCGAAAAAAAAACGCAAAAGGAAAUAGCCAAGUGCGUCACCCGGUAAUAGAGAGGAAAGCUAGAAAAAAAAAACGCAAAAGGAAUUAGCUACGCGCGCCACUUUCUAAUACAGACGAACGGCCAAAAAAAAAGAUAUGUUUUAAAUGUCGCGAUAUCAAACAUAGUAUCUGAAAAGAUAACGCAAAAGAAAACGUAGCAGAGAAACUUUACGGAACUAUAUCCUAGCUAUUUUAGCUAGGCACUCCUACCACUAUAAUACAAACAAAUCAACGUACUUCUUCCGCUAAAGUGCAUUUCAAAUGACAUGUGUCCUUGGUAAAAUGAAAGAAACCAAAAAAUGUGGUUAUCGCAUGCGAGUGCAAAUUGUUCCCCUUUAGAAUUUCACAUACCACACCAACAUCUUACAUUCCAAUUGUAUUUAAUAUUUUCUAAUAAGAUGUAAUAACUUCCCAUCAGUUAAAAAGUAUUACUUCCGAUGGGAUGGGAGGCGCAAAGUGACUCGUGUUUUGUUUGUGUAAAUUAGCGAACUUUAGAUUCUCGACGGCGGAGACGCCGUUCAUUGGCUUAUUUGUGAUUAAAUAGUCCAAUCAAUCUACGCAAAUCUAUAGUCUUACCAAAAAGUAAUUGCAACACAAACAAUUUUACUGUUAAAUGGUAAGAAAAAACAUUUUAACAACAUCCCAAAAGUUCUCCAAAGUUCUCGUGGGGGACAUCUCGAAAUUUGACAAUAAACAACUUCUUUUGUUUCUUUACUUCUAUUGUUAUUGUUAUUCGUGGAGUGCAAACGCACUCCCGAAGGGAUCGCUCUGCCAGUGUACUCAUGAAUAACAAUCGAAUCUAGAUGGCCGAUAAAAGAAACUGUUUAUUGUAAAAUUUCGAGAUGUUCCCCCACGAAAUACUACUCUGUCAUUUAAGAGCGAAAUUACUUGUGUUGCAAUUACUUUUUGGUAAAACACUAGAUUGACUGGACUAUAAAAUUGUUCGUGUAGACGGCCCUUAAGAGUCAACUAACAUAUUCCUUGAAUUAGAGUUUAUAAUGAUCAAUUUGAGUACCUUGUUGACAUUGCAACCAUUAUUCCUACCGAUGAAGGUGUUUGUAUAAUUUGAAAUCUUGCUUGUUGACUUUGCAACCAUUAUUUCUACGAUGAAGGUGUUUGUGUUUUUAUUAUUCCUACCUAUGAAGGAGUUUGUAUUAUUUGAAAUCUUAUUAAAUUAACUUGAUCUUACGCCCAUUCUUUAUGAAAAAUGCAAUAAAAAGUGAUACCGUUUCGAA